AUGGAUAAUGAAGCGUGUAAAAUAUUCCGUGAAAUUAAUGAAUAUUUUAACAAUGAAAUUGUCGAUGUGACAAAAUUUGACUCUAAUAAGAGUUCAUUCGAAUAUUAUCGCCCUUAUAAUAAACAGACUAAAAAAUAUCGCGAUUGUGAAAACAACUAUGAAAGAAUUAACGUGCUUGGUACAUAUUUAUAUAAGAAAUUAAAUAAAAUUAAAAGUGAUGCAAAAGCUCGUGAAAAUAAUGAUAAUCAAUAUGUUGAAUACAUGCUGAUAUGGUUAUCCAAUAUAUUACUUCAGAUAACUAAAGACCACACUUCCAUUUUAGAAGAUUCUUAUAAAGCAUAUUUAGAUAAGCAUACGGGUAAUUUUAAAUACUGGAAUAUAUUAGGUAAUAAGAAGUAUUUGAAAGAUAGUAAUAUUAGUUACAUGAGUCAAUUUUAUGAGCUAUUUUAUCAAAUAUGUAAUACAAUUAAUGAAUAUAACACAAAUGGUGCCGGAAGUAAAAGCCUUGGAAACAUUUCCACGGAAUGCUCUAAAACAUAUAAAAAAAUAUAUAAUGAGAUUAAUAGAUGUGGUCCAUAUGUGAAUUUGCUAAAAAAUUUAAAAACCACAUAUGAUAAUUUUAGAACUUCGGUUAUAAGUGCAGAUAAAACAAAUACAUUAGAUGCAGUUAUUCAAAAACUUACACCAGAAAUAAAUAUAAAUUCUUCUUCAAAUGAAUUUGGUGAAGAAUGUAAAAAAGUGCAUUCAAAAGCUGAAAAGAAUGACCUAAAAGAUCAAUCACCAAAUUUACCAAAAGUCCCGUCACAACCAUCACCAAAUGAUCAACCAAAAGGGGCAUCAAAAGACAAAUCACAAGCCGCAUCACAAGGAACACAAGCCGCAUCACAAGGAACACAAGGCACACAACAAGGAGCAUCAAAAGACACACCACAAGCCCCACCACAAAAUCCAGGGGGAAGUCCCACAAUUAGUACAGGCACGCAAAUAAACCAAAGUGGGGAUACUACAUCAAAGCCACAAAUCCAAAAUUCACCGGAUCACACUCCAAAUCAACAAGCGGAAACAGGAACUCCAUCAAGCACGCUUAGCAAUGGAACUGAUACAUUAGGAAGUAAACAGAAUCCAGUAGAUGAUACUCAAAAAGAAGGAACCACUAAAGGGAGUGGACAAAAAGAUACAGGAAGUGGGUCAGGAAAUCAAAAGAGUCCCCAAAUCGAUCCAAUAAAACCGGGCGAUCCAACUCCCCCUAACCCAGCUUCAGCUACUAGCCAAGGAGGUCCAGGUAUCAAACAAGGAGAUCCAAGUGUCAAUCCAGGAGGUGGAGCAGGAAGUAAAGGAAGUCAAGGAGAUUCAAGUGGAGCUCAAGGAAUAACACAACCUCAAAGCACACUAUGGAGUUAUUUUGAUUUGGGGCCAUACAUUUCUUCGAUCAAAUCAAAAGGCAAACAACAAUUAGAUAACGCUUCCAAUUUUAUUAUAAUGCAAAAGGACAAAGUUACUAGUGCCAUUGAUAAUACUCGUAAAUUAUAUAAUACAGCUGUGUCUGGUGCACAAACUGUUUACGAUACAACUAUGUCUAAGGCAAAGGCUGCUUAUGAUGCAUCUGUAUCGAAUGCAAAAACCGCUUACAAUGCAUCUACAAGUUUUUUUAAUGGCAUUAUUGAUGAUAUAACCACCCAACUUGGAAAUAUAGGCAUUACUUCUACACAUAGUGAUGAUACAUCUGGGUCAGGUAGCUCAGGGAAGGAUUCUCCCACAGGUAGUGGUCAAUCAAGCACACCCAAAACUUCUAAUUCGAAUCCAAAAUCAGACCAAAAAUUAGGCCAAAAUUCAGAUCCUAGUUCAGAUUCAAAUUUAAGCCCGCCACUACCACCACCUACACUACCUCCAUCUGUACCUUCACAACCACAGCCUAUCCAAACACAAGAUUCAUCACAAAAUACAAUUCCAAAUGGUGGAUCUAACGUAUUACAAAGUCAUGAUUCAAAUCCUGGAACAGGAAUACCUCCAACACCAAUAAAGUUUAAUAUAAAUACGCCAACCACAGACAACGGAAGUACAAAUUAUGGAACCGACAUUAAAAUGAGCGAAAAACCAUCAAUAUGGUGUAUAGUAAUAAAGAAGAAAUGUAAUGUAGUAGGUAUUGGUAUUAUAGUUAUCUCAACAGUCAUUAUGAUAUCAAUUAUGUAUAAGUAUUUAUCAUUUGGAUCAUCAAAAAAAUCAGAAAAAAAAAACAUGAAGAGAGUUAUAAAUUUUCAUGAUGGAAAAAGCAAGACAAAAAUAAUUAUAAGUUCAAAUGAUAGGAGCAAACACCUAAAAUCGGUUAUAAAUUCAGUUGACAGAAAAAAAUAUUCAUUAUUAAAUAUAUACAAACUUAUGCAGGCCGAUCCCGCACCAUUUAUUAAUUUAUUUUUUUUGUUAAUUUUUUUUGUCUAUAAAAGAAAACCAAAUUAUUUAGAGUGA
Molecule: messenger RNA, 2463 nt
Organism: Plasmodium vinckei vinckei
Lineage: Eukaryota; Apicomplexa; Aconoidasida; Haemosporida; Plasmodiidae
Product: PIR protein CIR protein
Exons: 3
Coding region: 1-2463 (820 amino acids)
Source: RefSeq, a predicted model, not a curated record